AUGUUGACCGCCUUGAACUGAACGCCACCAGGACCUGUACCAUUUGCUGCCACCGCCACCAGGACCUGUACCAUUUGCUGCCACCGCCACCAGGACCUGUACCAUUUGCUGCCACCGCCACCAGGACCUGUAACAUUUGCCGCCACCGCCACCAGGACCUGUACCAUUUGCCGCCACCGCCACCAGGACCUGUAACAUUUGCCACCUCUGCCACCAGGACCUGUAACAUUUGCCGCCACCGCCACCAGGACCUGUACCAUUUGCCGCCACCGCCACCAGGACCUGUAACAUUUGCCACCUCUGCCACCAGGACCUGUAACAUUUGCCGCCACCGCCACCAGGACCGGUAACAUUUGCUGCCUCUGCACCCGCUUCUCCUUCAACAACGUCAAACCCCACAGUCUCCGCCUCCUACACCGCAAAGACCCAGCCGCAGAAGGCAUGAGGGUCCCCCGGCCGAGAUGACAGUGCUGGUGCCAGCCUGGAGUCCAACAACUCGUCUCCUGCUGCUGCUGCUGCUGAGCUCGGAACUCAGUGGGACCCAGGACUGCUCCUUCCAGUUCAGCCCCAUCUCCUCCGACUUCGCUGCCAAAAUCCGUGAGCUGGGUGGUCUCCAUCUGAGCUCAAGCGAUCCUCCCACCUCGGCCUCCCAAAGUGCUGGAUAUUACAGGCGUGAGCCACUGUGCUGGGAGCUGUCGCCCCUUUUUGAGGCCAAGUCUGACUACUUGCUUCAAGAUUAUCCGGUCACAGUGGCCUCCAAUCUGCAGGACGUGAGUCACGUUGGGAGGGACCUAGGGUGGAGGUGGGGACCACAGACUCAAGAUGCCCCACCCAGGCGAGUGCAUAACCUGGUCCUCCCCUCUGCAAAGCCAGGAAUCCGAGUCCCCUGCCCCUCUUCCCUCGGACCCAGCAGCCCCGGCCCAGCCCCUCCUCCCUCGGACCCGUGGGUUCUCCCCCUAGGAGGAGCUCUGCGGCGCCCUCUGGCGGCUGGUCCUGGCACAGCGCUGGAUGGAGCGGCUCAAGACUGUGGCUGGGUCCAAGAUGCGAGGCUUGCUGGAGCGCGUGAACACGGAGAUACACUUUGUCACCAAAUGUGCCUUUCAGCCCCCCCGCAGCUGUCUUCGCUUCGUCCAGACCAACAUCUCCCGCUUCCUGCAGGAGACCUCCGAGCAGCUGGUCUCUCUGAAGCCCUGGAUCACUCGCCGGAAUUUCUCCCGGUGCCUGGAGCUGCAGUGUCAGCCCGACUCCUCGACCCUGCCACCCCCACAGAAUUCUGGGGCCCUGGAGGCCACAGCGCCAACAGCCCCACCGUCCCCCCUGCUCUUCCUGCUGCUGCUGCCCAUGGGCCUCCUGCUGCUGGCCGCUGCCUGGUGCCUGCACUGGCAGAGGACACAGCAGAGGAUGUCCUGUGCUGGGGAGCAGGUGCCCCCCAUCCCCAGUCCCCAGAACCUGCUGCUUGUGGAGCAUUGACCCAGCCGGGGCCUCAUCUUGAUGGAGUCUUGCUCUGUCACCAGGCUGGAGUGCAGUGGCACUAUCUUGGCUCACAGCAACCUCAGCAAUUCUCCUGCCUCAGCCUCUGGAGUAGCUGGGAUUACAGGCUGGAGUGCAAUGGCACGAUUUCUGCUCACUGGAACUUUCAUCUGCUGGGUUCAAGCAAUUCUUCUGCCUCGGCCUCUCAAGUAGCUGGGACUACAGGGGAAGACACUGAGGUACACAGAGGGGAGUCACCAGCCAGAGACUGCACAGCUCGGACACAGAGGAAGUUGGCUAGAGGAUGGUCCCUUCCUUGGGCCCGAUGCCCCUCUCGCUUCCUCCCCAGGAUGGAGGCAACACCAGAACCCAGCACCGGCCCCAUUUACCCAACUCUGUACAAAGCUGUUGUCCCAUGAAAUGUAUACAAAUCAUCCUUUUCUA
Callithrix jacchus (white-tufted-ear marmoset) is the source of this 1914-nucleotide messenger RNA. The record is from RefSeq and is a predicted model, not a curated record. NCBI's taxonomy places the organism in Eukaryota, Metazoa, Chordata, Mammalia, Primates, Cebidae.